Phyllotreta striolata is the source of this 518-nucleotide messenger RNA. NCBI's taxonomy places the organism in Eukaryota, Metazoa, Arthropoda, Insecta, Coleoptera, Chrysomelidae. The record is from the annotation of a GenBank genome assembly.
UACGACGGGGUCGCGGGUUUAUCGCCUUGCACAAAAUCCCUAAAGCGCUCGAAAGAGAUCGCACGGUCGAAAAAUGUGAACUCGAUAAGAGCUCCAAGAGUACCAUUUAAUUUCGAUAAGCGCGGCGAUUGCGAGAUAUAUGUGUCAAUGAAAAUUUUCGAAUACCUUUUGAAUUCGAGACACCAACAGCAAGUCAUAAGUUUGGUGGAGAAAAACUUGGGCACGAGGAAAGGCAGCAGAAUCGGCAACUCCGGCAACCACAAGGAACUCCAAGUACUCUCGAGGCUACACCACGUACCGUAGAUACAUUUUACAUCUCGAAAAAUAUAUUGUAAUAUUGCAGCAUCAUGGUAGUAACCAUAAUAUCGUCGUCGAAGAAGGUCAACAACGAUAGUUGGAUGAACCAGAGCGGCGUGGAAGAGAAGAAAAUGUCCCCGAAACAGGUCAAAACCGCGCGUAAUAAACCGGAUGAGGGCAACACUGGAUCUUGGGGAUCGACGUUCAAGAACAAAGACCAU